AUGGCUGUCUUGGAAUGGAAGCAGGCAACUUGCAUCAACUUCAUGGAAGUGUCUAAAGGGUACAGUGGCCCGCACCUGAAGAUACAGAGACAUUCUGAUGACUGCAGGUCCUUCAUUGGCAUGGUAUCCACAACUGGUCAAGACUUUUAUAUUUCUAAGGACUGCGAGAGUCAGCAUGGCGAGUUGCUGCACUUGCUUGGUUACGCAGUCGGAUUUUGGCCAGAGGAGACUCGCUCAGAUCGUAAUUAUUAUGUCCAGAUUAAUGAUGACAACGUUCUGACACCUGUGGUGGACAACUUCCCCAUUAUUUCUGAUAAUAACUACAGCGUCCCGUUCGACUACUGUUCUAUUAUGUUUCACCAUGAACGGUCAAUAUGUUUAAUGCCAUAUUAA
Messenger RNA from Penaeus monodon (black tiger shrimp), 393 nucleotides. RefSeq names its product zinc metalloproteinase nas-31-like. Gene Ontology annotation, molecular function: metalloendopeptidase activity. The record is from RefSeq and is a predicted model, not a curated record. Bases 1 to 393 code for a protein of 130 amino acids. The transcript has 3 exons. Gene Ontology annotation, biological process: proteolysis. NCBI's taxonomy places the organism in Eukaryota, Metazoa, Arthropoda, Malacostraca, Decapoda, Penaeidae.